AUGCCGCAAAUCAUACAUUGGAUGUACACUGCGGUAAUAAGACCGAUCAUUACAUACGGAGCAUUAGUCUGGUGGGAAGCCAUGAACAAGGAGGUAAACAAAAAGAGCCUCACCAAGGUACAAAGGCUUGCAGCCCUGGGUAUCACAGGAGUGAGGAAUAAUACAGCACAAGCUGCAUUGGAGGCAAUUUUGAACCUACAACCACUUGAGCUGUACGUUAAAGGCCAAGCAGCAAAAGGAGCCGUAAGGCUCAGGGAGUCAAAUUUCUGGAAGCCGAUCAACUACGGACAUUCAAGAAUACUGGAGGAGAUCGGAAAACUGAACAGUAACAAAGGACUAAACCUGAAUAGUCCAACGGACUACUUAGUUGCCAGGCAUAACUUCGAGGGGUGUGUUAACAUACGCAUCCCCUCUAAGGAGGAAUGGGAGGAUAACUCGGUGAUAAACGAACACGAGACAUCAGUCUACACCGAUGCCUCCAUAACCAAAACGGGUGCAGGCAUUGGAAUCUACUCUGAGGCGCUCAACAUCCAGAAGUCAUACAGACUAAAGAACGGUUGCCACGCCAUACAGGCAGAAAUCUGUGCAAUAAGGGAGGCAGCCAGGCUAAUCUGGGUGAGUGGCAAACCAUUAAGGGAUGUCACAAUCUACUCUGACAGUCAGGCUGCGCUCAGAAGUAUUGCAUCAAAAACAGUGAGAUCAAAGGUAGUGAUGAGUUGCCAAGAAGCGCUGUCCUGGCUCCGCGGCGACGGGGUCGGUCUGCGCUGGGUUCCCGGUCACAAAAAUGUGGUAGGGAACAUAGGUGCGGACAGACUGGCAAAGCUGGGGGCGGGAGGGAACGGCGCGGAGGUAAUGGACUCCCCACUACCACCGAUCAGUUCACUAAAAGAUGCCAUAGAGGAAAUUAUACUGAAGAAACACAGAGAGAUUUGGCAAAACCGGAAUGAUUGCGGGAUAGCCCGAAAUCUCUGGCCUAAGAUAGAUAACAAUAGGACUAGGCAACUAUUGAAACACAAGAAGAACCUGGUUCGCAUAGCAGCAGGAGUCGUCACAGGAAACUGUGCGGUCGGAGUGAACCUCCAGAAAUGGAAAAUCACAGAUGACAGCAGCUGCAGAGAAUGCAACGAGGAAGAAGAAACAAUUGAGCAUCUGAUGUGCUGGUGUCCAGCCCUAGAAAACCGACGCCUCCAGACAAUGGGACAAGAAUUUCUGGAUGGACUGGAAGACGCAGCGGAGAUGGGCAUUGACAAUAUAAUGAGCUUCGCACGGAACUGGAAGUGUUUCAACGCGAGGUGGUAA
Temnothorax curvispinosus is the source of this 1299-nucleotide messenger RNA. RefSeq lists its product as uncharacterized. The coding region runs from base 1 to 1299 and encodes 432 amino acids. Gene Ontology annotation, molecular function: nucleic acid binding; RNA-DNA hybrid ribonuclease activity. The record is from RefSeq and is a predicted model, not a curated record. Gene Ontology annotation, biological process: DNA replication, removal of RNA primer. The transcript has a single exon. Lineage: Eukaryota; Metazoa; Arthropoda; Insecta; Hymenoptera; Formicidae.